Neomonachus schauinslandi (Hawaiian monk seal) is the source of this 2553-nucleotide messenger RNA. Its product is annotated as tubulin beta-3 chain. Gene Ontology annotation, biological process: microtubule cytoskeleton organization; axon guidance; mitotic cell cycle. Bases 1 to 2553 code for a protein of 850 amino acids. Gene Ontology annotation, molecular function: GTP binding; GTPase activity; structural constituent of cytoskeleton. Lineage: Eukaryota; Metazoa; Chordata; Mammalia; Carnivora; Phocidae. The record is from RefSeq and is a predicted model, not a curated record. The transcript has 7 exons. Gene Ontology annotation, cellular component: cytoplasm; membrane; microtubule.
AUGUCUAUGCAGGGUCCCCAGAGGAGGCUGCUGGGCUCCUUCAACUGCACCCCCCCAGCCACCCCUUACCUGAGGCUGGCUGCCAACCAGACGGGGCCCCGGUGCCUGGAGGUGUCCAUUCCUGACGGGCUCUUCCUCAGCCUGGGGCUGGUGAGCGUGGUGGAGAACGUGCUGGUGGUGGCCGCCAUUGCCAAGAACCGCAACCUGCACUCGCCCAUGUAUUACUUCAUCUGCUGCCUGGCUGUGUCCGACCUGCUGGUGAGCGUGAGCAAUGUGCUGGAGACGGCGGUCAUGCUGCUGCUGGAGGCCGGCGCCCUGGACACCCGGGCGGCCGUGGUGCAGCAGCUGGACGACGUCAUUGACGUGCUCGUCUGUGGUGCGAUGGUGUCCAGUCUCUGCUUCCUGGGCGCCAUCGCCGUGGACCGCUACAUCUCCAUCUUCUACGCACUGCGGUAUCACAGCAUCGUCACACUGCCCCGCGCGUGCUGGGCCAUCUCCGCGAUCUGGGUGGCGAGCGUCCUCUCCAGCAUGCUCUUCAUUGCCUACUACAACCACGCAGCCGUGCUGCUUUGUCUCGUCGGCUUCUUUGUAGCCAUGCUGGUGCUCAUGGCGGUGCUGUAUGUCCACAUGCUCGCCCGGGCCUGCCAGCACGCCCGAGGCAUUGCCCGGCUCCAUAAGAGGCAGCGCCCUGCCCACCAGGGCUUCGGCCUCAAGGGCGCCGCCACGCUCACCAUCCUGCUGGGCAUUUUCUUUCUCUGCUGGGGCCCCUUCUUCCUGCACCUCUCACUCAUGGUCCUGUGCCCUCAACACCCCGCCUGUGGCUGCGUCUUCAAGAACUUCAACCUCUUCCUCACCCUCAUCAUCUGCAACUCCAUCGUUGACCCCCUCAUCUACGCCUUCCGCAGCCAGGAGCUCCGAAAGACCCUCCAAGAGGUAGUGCUGUGCUCCUGCCAGUCCCCACCCAUGCUGGCAGCUUCAGCCCAGACUGCUAGCCUCAAGGGCAGGAGCUGGUUCCCGGCAGGGCUAGCCUUUGCAGGGGGACAGGGCGACCCUGGUGGCGGCGGGCGGAGGCGGCGGGCGGAGGCGGCGCGUCGCGCGGCCGAGCGGGGAUGCGCGGUGCUGAUGCUGCAGGGCCGGUGCUGCAUUCUGCGGCGGCGCCCCCCGAUUGGCCGCGCGCGCCGCCCGUCGCACGCACCGAGCAUGAGGGAGAUCGUGCACAUCCAGGCCGGCCAGUGCGGCAACCAGAUCGGGGCCAAGUUCUGGGAGGUCAUCAGUGACGAGCACGGUAUAGACCCCAGUGGCAACUAUGUGGGGGACUCAGACCUGCAGCUGGAGCGCAUCAGCGUCUACUACAACGAGGCCUCUUCUCAUAAGUAUGUGCCUCGGGCCAUUCUGGUGGACCUUGAGCCCGGAACCAUGGACAGCGUCCGAUCUGGGGCCUUUGGGCACCUUUUCAGGCCUGACAACUUCAUCUUCGGUCAGAGCGGGGCCGGCAACAACUGGGCCAAGGGUCACUAUACAGAGGGUGCUGAGCUGGUGGACUCCGUCCUGGACGUGGUGCGGAAGGAGUGUGAGAAUUGCGACUGCCUGCAGGGCUUCCAGCUGACCCACUCUCUCGGCGGGGGCACGGGCUCGGGCAUGGGCACGCUGCUCAUUAGCAAGGUGCGUGAGGAGUACCCUGACCGCAUCAUGAACACCUUCAGCGUGGUGCCCUCGCCCAAGGUGUCGGACACGGUGGUGGAGCCCUACAACGCCACACUGUCCAUCCACCAGCUGGUGGAGAACACGGACGAGACCUACUGCAUCGACAACGAGGCCCUGUACGACAUCUGCUUCCGCACGCUCAAGCUGGCCACUCCCACCUACGGAGACCUCAACCACCUGGUGUCGGCCACCAUGAGCGGCGUCACCACUUCCCUCCGCUUCCCAGGCCAGCUCAACGCCGACCUGCGCAAGCUGGCCGUGAACAUGGUGCCCUUCCCGCGCCUGCACUUCUUCAUGCCUGGCUUCGCGCCGCUCACCGCCAGGGGCAGCCAGCAGUACCGCGCACUCACGGUGCCCGAGCUCACCCAGCAGAUGUUCGAUGCCAAGAACAUGAUGGCCGCCUGCGACCCGCGCCACGGCCGCUACCUGACGGUGGCCACCGUGUUCCGUGGGCGCAUGUCCAUGAAGGAGGUGGACGAGCAGAUGCUGGCCAUCCAGAGCAAGAACAGCAGCUACUUCGUGGAGUGGAUCCCCAACAACGUGAAGGUGGCCGUGUGCGACAUCCCACCCCGGGGGCUCAAGAUGUCCUCCACCUUCAUCGGCAACAGCACGGCCAUCCAGGAGCUGUUCAAGCGCAUCUCGGAGCAGUUCACCGCCAUGUUCCGGCGCAAGGCCUUCCUCCACUGGUACACGGGCGAGGGCAUGGACGAGAUGGAGUUCACCGAGGCCGAGAGCAACAUGAACGACCUGGUGUCUGAGUACCAGCAGUACCAGGACGCCACGGCCGAGGAGGAGGGCGAGAUGUAUGAAGACGAUGAGGAGGAGUCCGAGGCUCAGGGCCCCAAAUGA